AUGAACGCCCUGUCACGGCGAGAGGAGGAGGCGCUCGAGAAGAGUACAAAGGCACGCGCACUCAGGGAAUGUGACACUCUCGUCAGAGAAUUUGCAGAGUGCACGCAAGGUCGGACUAUCUCACUCUUAUGGGCAUGCAAGGACAAGUAUAAGCUUGUCCAAGAUUGCAUGUAUCAAUAG
Fomitiporia mediterranea MF3/22 is the source of this 180-nucleotide messenger RNA. RefSeq lists its product as uncharacterized. Bases 1 to 180 code for a protein of 59 amino acids. The record is from RefSeq and is a predicted model, not a curated record. The transcript has 2 exons. Lineage: Eukaryota; Fungi; Basidiomycota; Agaricomycetes; Hymenochaetales; Hymenochaetaceae.